UUGUUUUGUUAACCCUGUAAUAAACCAAGAUUACUUCUGUUUGUAUUGGUGGCUUAAAAUGCUAAAAAUAUGAAAUAAAUAGUGCAGUAGGGUUAACACAGGAUAACCCCAUGCAUUGUUAUCAAGUGAGUUAUCUUUGGGAUUGGUAAAUCAAUGGGUCUGUGAUGCUCAAAACUUGGUUUGGAAACAGGACUGGAUAAAUCCAUCUAGCUUGCCUCUAGUCCUGUUUUCUUUUAAAUCAGCAAAAGAUUAUUGUAGCUGUUUAAGUGACUUAUGAAAGAGGUAUGUGCAGUCUUUGAUUUCUCAGAUUACAGGCACCUCCUAAUCAUUUCAGUUACAAAUCCCCAAAAGUUUAUUCUGCAAGAGGAAAAACACACAUUGGAAGGUGUGGCAGGGAGCCCUGGCGCUGGUUCCUGUGCAGCUGAGACGCGCUGCUAGGUAACCGAUUUGGGCAGUUGGGCUCGCCAGUGCUGAGCGGAUCAGAGGUCCGGAUUGGCUAGGGGGCGUGCCCGGGGAGGCUGCACGGAGUUCAUAAAUCGUCUGAGCUACACCUCAGGGCUACUGCACUGCCAUUACUGUACAGACAGGCGCUGAGUGAAAGCCUCCUUUGUUUACAUCGAGGAGAGCGUCUGCUCCAUAGGAUGGCUACUACAGAACCCCUCAACUGCAAGACGGCGCCUGUGUACCCUGUUGUCAGCACUAAGGUGUUGUUAAAUCUGCACAACCGUGCGGCGUGUCAACACCAGUGCUCUGUCUGCCUCGUGAUUACUUAGUGACGACCCACACGUGUACCACAUCACCAUGUUACAUAUGGUUACAUACUGGUCCUGCUGAGUCAGGAUAGGCACAGAGCAGUUGGCUGCCAGGAUGCAGAGGCAGAACCAGCUGACGAUCAGCAGCCACCGAAGGCACUGCUGAGGGAGCAACAGGAGGCGUGGAUGAGGGGUAUGAUAAAAGUUUCAAUAAAUAAAAUGUAAGUGUGCGCAAGCCCACUUUGUUUAAAAAAUAAAUUGGCAGACGCUGUGUGUAUCAGAAGAGCACAACCGGGAGUUUACAGUAACAUGCGAUGUGCGUUCAGCAGAUAGAAAGCAGGUGUUGAGUGUGUAUGUCUGUGUGUCAAAUAAGACACAAUUUUCAACAGCGAAGACGUACAGUAAAGAAAGAGCUUUAAAUAUUUAUAAGACAUUCCCGUAUAUUUUUAAUUUUGACAUCGAGGAGAAGAGUCUUGUGAACACGAAACGCGAACUCCAGAAGACAUAAGACAAAAAAGAUGCUUGAGCUUGAUGACGAAAUGCAGUAACCCCGUCCAAAUCCUGCUUCGGCCCUGAGCCAGAUUCAGAUGUGUUGCGAGGCUGGAGUUUCACGCAGGAACUUCGAGCAAGACUCACGGAAGCUGAUCCAGGAUUUCGUAAGUGUUGAUAAAGAGUCACCCGAAUACCUUAACCAUGUGUCCAGACAAGUAGACAAAUACAGACACCAGACCGUGCCACUGAAGAAGCCAACAGAGUAUCCACUGAGAAUUGGGGGGCUAGAUGACACAAUCUAUGAAGAAAGGGAGGAUGAGCUUGAAGCAUGGGAAAACUUCUACAUGCCUGACCGAGUGGAGAUGAGAGUUAUCGGUGCCAUUGAUACCUUCCCGAGUCUGGCUGUGGGGCUGCAGCUGAUCAUUCUGGCAGGCAAAGAUGGCAACGUCUAUGCUUAUGAAAAUGAGGUGUUGCACCAAGUGGCUGACAGCUUGCAGGACCUCUUCAAAAAUGGGCUUGCCUUUCCUGGAACCAGAAUCUACAACUAUGGGGAAUGUUUUGAGUCAAUGACGGGUGAUGAAUACAGUGAAUUAUUGCAGAGUGAAGACGUAAAGAAAAUUAAAGAUGAGACCAGGGAAUUCAUCCUUAGCCAUGAAGAUGAAUUUCUGAGGAUACUGGCCUGCAUUGAAGAAAAAGAGAAUGCAGAAAAGGUGUCCAACGAAGUUGUACCUUGUAACAGCCACAUUGCAUCUGUUGUGUGGAAUGGAUUGCAAGCGUGCGCAUGAAUUGACCGUCAUUUCUUUGAAGGAUCAGAAUUUUAAGAACUAUAGAAAGUAAGGUACAUCAAUAAUGGGCAUGUUGGAGUCUCCUGCCCCCUUCCAGAGCGCUGGCAGUAGGGUGGUCGAAGCAGGGGGCUGAGAGUUCUGCUUCAUGUAGUGGACAGUUCUGUACUGAUCACACCGUGUAACAAUUUUUUAUUUUUUUUUUGUUCCUGGGUAGUAAGUGUUAUUUUCUAAUUGCUUAUGCCUCAAA
Messenger RNA from Polyodon spathula (Mississippi paddlefish), 2276 nucleotides. RefSeq lists its product as uncharacterized. Bases 1340 to 2029 code for a protein of 229 amino acids. The record is from RefSeq and is a predicted model, not a curated record. NCBI's taxonomy places the organism in Eukaryota, Metazoa, Chordata, Actinopteri, Acipenseriformes, Polyodontidae. The transcript is spliced from 5 exons.